Molecule: messenger RNA, 1592 nt
Organism: Sceloporus undulatus (fence lizard)
Lineage: Eukaryota; Metazoa; Chordata; Lepidosauria; Squamata; Phrynosomatidae
Gene: TMEM215
Product: transmembrane protein 215
Exons: 2
Coding region: 261-1055 (264 amino acids)
Source: RefSeq, a predicted model, not a curated record
AAGUGUGUGUGUGAGGCAAAGGGGCACUAAAAGUGUCUGUGUGUGAGGAAAAGGGGCACUCUGUGUGUUUUGUGUGAGGAAAAGGGGCACAGAAGUGAGUGUUUUGUGCGAAACAAAGGGGCACAAAGUGUGUGGUGUUUUGUGUGUGAGGCAAAAGGUCGCCUUUCCCAGCCCUUUCCCCACUUGUGAGGGGAGACACCCCCCUCCAAAACAACCACAACCACCACAACCGCAAAGGUCUUCCCUAUGCCCUAGGCGCCAUGCGACCCGACGACAUCAACCCUCGGACGGGGCUGGUGGUGGCCCUGGUCAGCGUCUUCCUGGUCUUCGGCUUCAUGUUCACCGUGUCGGGGAUCAAAGGGGAGACUCUGGGGGACAUCCCUCUGCUGGCCAUCGGGCCGGCUAUUUGCCUGCCGGGCAUCGCGGCCAUCGCUCUGACCCGCAAGACCGACGGCUGCACCAAGUGGCCCGAGCACCGCUGCUGCCCGCCUUGCAGCUGCUGCUGCCGCAAGAGGAACCGGGACAAGGACGCCCUGGAGCUGCUCAGGACCCCCUCGGACCUGGAGUCCGGCAAAGGCAGCUGCGACGAACUGGCCGGCAAAGCCUUUCUGGGGAUGGCUGCCAAGGGGGGCUCGGGGGGCGCCGCUCCGACGUGUGCCGCGAUUACCACCAUCGCCUCCUCUGCAACUUUGGAGGGGUCAAGGGAGGAGGAGGAGGGGAAGGGCUACUUGGAGAACUGCUGCCCGGAGAUGCCCGGGAAUGUCUUGGUGGCCGAGGAGGAGGACGAGGCCACCCUUUACAGUAGUGCCUUCCAAAGGUCCUCCCCGGUUUUAGCAAAGCCGGCCGCCACUACUACUAUUCCUACUCCUACUACUCCCGCCGUCGCAGCGGAGGAGGAGGACAACCUUGGCCUCGCCUCCAGCAGCGACACCAUCAUCGUCUGCUCCUACAAGGAUACUAGCAGCCCUUACGACAGGUACUGCUGUUACAUAAACCCCAGCGAGGAGCUCUGCGAGGAGGAGGAGGAGGAGGAGGACCACGAGGCCAUCGUCUGAACCUUGGCUUCUUCCUUCUUCGCCACUUUCUUUUCAACAUCUCUUCCUUUUGUUGGAGCAUCUUGGAUCGUCCGAACCGAGGGCGGCUCUUUUUUGGCCUCCCUCUUUUCCUUCUUCUUCUUGUUUCGACUUUCUUUUUAACAUCUCUAGACCCCCUUUCUUCCUUUUGAAGCAUCCCUGAAUCGUCUGAACCGAGGGCGGCUCUUUACGCUUCCCUCUUUUCCUCCUCCUUUUGUUCCCCCCGACUUUCUUUUCACAUCUCUUUCUUCCUUUUGGAGCAUCCCUGAAUCCGUAGCCGUAAGGAGAAAAAUAUACUCCAGCCUCCUCUGGUUCUUUUCAAACAACAACAGUAACGAAAAAAAAGUAUAAUCCUGACCAACAUGAACAUCAUCAUCAUCAUCAUAUUAUUAUAUUCUUCAUCCUGGCGGUUUUUUGCACUGCAUGGGACAAUCCUCCUUAACUAGCUGUUAAACUAUUUUAUAAACCUGGUAUGUGACUGAUAACUUCAAACCUUCGUGCCUGAAAUGACUUGGUUUU